Panicum hallii is the source of this 900-nucleotide messenger RNA. RefSeq lists its product as uncharacterized. The transcript has a single exon. NCBI's taxonomy places the organism in Eukaryota, Viridiplantae, Streptophyta, Magnoliopsida, Poales, Poaceae. The record is from RefSeq and is a predicted model, not a curated record. Bases 106 to 621 code for a protein of 171 amino acids.
CACGCCGCACGCGCGCCCUGCUCCUCGCUCUUCCUCCCCCGCCGCGCCGCGCUCGUGUUCGUGCGCACGUGUGCCGUCGCGCGUUCGGUCGGCGGCUAGCUACUCAUGGCGGCGGGCGUGGCGGGCAGGUCGAGGGAGGCGGACCCUGCGCGGUGCAGGAGGCACCCGAAGCACCGGCACGCUGCGGGCGUGUGCCCGUUCUGCCUGCGGGACCGCCUGUCGCGCCUCUCCGCCGCGGCCGCGGCCUCCGGCUCCGCGCGCGCCGGCGCCAACGCGUCGCCGUCGUCGGCGUCGGCGUCCACCCCCUGCUCGUCGUGGGAGGAGACCGUCGCGCUGUCGUCGGCCCAGGCGCCGCGCCCCCGCCGCGGGAGCCUGGGCCUGCUGCUGCGGCAGGAGGGGCGGGAGGCGGCGGCGCUGGCCGCGGGCCGCCGGGCGGAGCAGGACGACCACCACCAGCAGGAGGAGCAAGAGAGGACGACGGCCAAGAGAGGCAGCAACUUCUGGGCGCGGCUGCAGCAGCAGCUCCACCACGGGGGCUGGCACAGGAAGGACGGGUGCUCGGCGGUCGCGGAGAAGCAGAGCGCUGCCGCCGCGCCACGCAGGCGGGCGCCGGUGGUCUGACGAAGGCGACGGGUCGGAGACCGUGCCGUGCCGGUGGACGAGCGCGUCGAGCUGUUCGGUUGUGUGCUGUUCCUGUGUGUUACGGCGUUGAUUAUCUCGUGAUCCCCCCUUCGGUUUCUUUCCCUCCUGUCCUGUGAUCUGCUGGCCGAGUGGCGGCGAACGGCGGCCUAAUGGCUCGCCCAUUUUGUAAACAUCUCCAAAACGAAGCUUGCGCUCGGCUCAUUCGUGUUCUUCCGCUGCCAUGAUCAGAUCAAAAUUCAAACAGAUCAUGUUCAUUCA